Molecule: messenger RNA, 1200 nt
Organism: Sorghum bicolor (sorghum)
Lineage: Eukaryota; Viridiplantae; Streptophyta; Magnoliopsida; Poales; Poaceae
Product: protein RADIALIS-like 3
Exons: 2
Coding region: 124-387 (87 amino acids)
Molecular function (GO): DNA-binding transcription factor activity
Source: RefSeq, a predicted model, not a curated record
ACAACGAGAUCAAAACAUCAGAGCUUGCAAGAGCUAAAAACUUCAGUCCAGCUAUCUAACAAGAGUCUACACAUAAAACAUCAGCACUAGUUCUGUUUCUGAGAAAGACAAUCCAAACCAAAGAUGUCUGGGUCCAGGAACUCUUCCCGCAACGUUAACAUUGAUUCCAACUGGAGCAAAAAGGAGAACAAGCUGUUCGAGGAGGCCCUAGCCUGCUAUGGUGAGGGCACACCUGACCGCUGGCACAAGGUGGCCCGUGCCAUGGGUGGCAUCAAGACAGCCGAUGAAGUUCGCCGCCAUUAUGAGAUCCUUAAUGAUGAUGUCACGCUCAUUGAAUCCGGCGGAGUUCCAUUCCCCAACUACAACACACAGGGAGCUUGGAACUAAGGAGUCAAGGAUGCAUGUGAAGAACCACCAGACAGGAACUACUGCUACAUGAACUAGAUAUCUUAGGUAUUGAAGGAAAUGUCCUGAUAUGAUGUUGUAUUAAGAAGUUAUUAUGAUUGCUCGGGUAAGAAAUAAAAGGAGCUACAGAAUAUAGAUAAGUGUUUUAUGUGUAAAUAACUAUAGGUUGUGAGAAAAUCAUCAGUUAUGCUAUAGAAACCAGGGAACCCUAUCUGCCCAUAGUGUGUAGUGUGUACUGUGAAGUUAUAGUCCCCUAUGAAUGAAUACUUGUACAGUAAAGACUAAAGAGUGAUGUAAAACUCUUGUACCAGUUUGCUGAUUAUAAAGUUGUGCUUGGUGAAAACUUGAAAGUAAUCAUGCUCCUCUUGUGAGGCAUAAGAUGCCAACAUUUUGAAAUUUAAAAGCAUUCAUUCUUCCUUCCUACAGAAAAUGAAUGCAACACAGGUGUCUAACUUAAGCAGGUUAGUGGUAUUGAUAAAUUCCAAUUUUCAACCUAUUCUUAAUAGUAUUAUAGUACACUAGUGCAAUUUAUAACAAAGCCUGAAUCGUAUACAUCUCACCCCCAUUAACCUAUUGAAGUUUGAAGUCGAACCACGAUCACAGCACCCUGAAUGAAUUCAGAUAGAAGAAUCUAGGAACUGGUUCGACGAGUACACCAGCAGGCAGCAGCCACACAGAAAUUAGUCCAAUGCCUUAUCCCACUACGUAUCCAUAUGCACAGCCCCAACAAAACUAACAACACUGAGAACAUGUAUGAUAUACGACAGUGAGAUUCGAAUCUACAAAUAGGCAAAA